AUGUGCAAUGGAAUGAUAGAGUCAAUAUCAAAAGCCUGUUGGGCCCACACCUCAGCCACUAAACGGUGCUUCUUCUUGCUGCUGAUGCUGACUGUACUGUCCACUGGGCAAGGGUCAGGUUGUUUAAGACCCUUCAUGGUGCAGCAUGGCUCAGCGAAUCUGUCAGAGACCAACAUGAGCUAUUUCCCUGUGGGAACAGUACUGGAAUACCACUGUGAUCCUGGUUACCUGACAAACGGACCCAGCAUCCUCACCUGCACGGCACUAGGACACUGGUCCUCUGAACCACCACACUGCAUCCACAGUGACGUAUGCCAGCCUUCAUAUCAGCCAGAGAACGGGGGCUACACCUGCCACCCCUCCCCCUGCCGAAGACUUACUCAUGGCACUGUGAUUGAAUAUUUCUGUGAUGAAGGCUAUAUCCUGAAGGGAGACUAUAAAUACCUUACCUGUCAGUAUGGGGAGUGGGACAGCCUAAUGCAGAUCAGCUGCCUCAUGGAGCAAGGAUGUGUGAGGCCAUACAUGGUCCAAAACAGCUGGGUAAACCUCACAGAAACCAACAGGGGCCUGUUCCCUGUGGGUACAGUACUGCAGUACAGCUGUGACCCUGGUUACCUGCCAGACGGACCCAGCAUCCUCACCUGCACCACGCUGGGACGCUGGUCCUCUGAACCCCCUCGCUGCAUACGUAGUGGCGCAUGUCUACCCCUCUCUGAACCAGAAAAUGGGGGCUACACCUGCCACCCAUCCCCCUGUCGAAUGUUUUCCCAUGGCACUGUGAUUGAAUUCUUCUGUGAUAAGGGCUUCGUUCUCAAGGGAGACUAUAACUACCUGACCUGUCAGGAUGGACAGUGGGACGGCCCCAUGCAGAUCAGUUGUGUGAGACAAGGUUGUAUGAGACCCUUCAUGGAGCAGCAUGUCUUAACUAAUUUGACGGAGACCAAAAACAACUCAUUCCCCGUGGGCACAGUACUGGAGUACCACUGUGACCCUGGUUACCUGCCAGAUGGACCCAGCAUCCUCACCUGCACAGCACUGGGACACUGGUCCUCUGAACCUCCUCGCUGCAUACGCAGUGACGUAUGCCAGCCUCCAUAUCAGCCAGAGAACGGGGGCUACACCUGCCACCCCUCCCCCUGCCAAAGACUUACUCAUGGCACUGUGAUUGAAUAUUUCUGUGAUGAAGGCUAUAUCCUGAAGGGAGACUAUAAAUACCUUACCUGUCAGUAUGGGGAGUGGGACAGCCUAAUGCAGACCAGCUGCCUCAUGGAGCAAGACAGCAAUCCCACUUUACCACUGGGGAUGCCCGCCUUGUCCAUAGUGUCAUCCACGGCUAGUUCAGUGGCCCUCAUCCUGCUCCUGGUGGUGCUAUUUGUACUUCUGCAGCCAAAACUCAAGUCUUUCCAUCGACGUGAUCAGGGGGUGACCGGACAGCCUGUGUCAAUCAUGGUGGAAGGAGUCCAGGUUACUCUGCCCUCGUAUGAGGAGGCUGUUUGUGGUAAUGAUGUCUCAGCUUCAGCUCUCAGCUCUGAGUCUCGUGUCCAAAUAGUGCUGUCUGAGGGUCAGCACGCCACCGCGGAGGCUGGCCCCUCUCGGCCUUCUUCCCUUAAACCGCAGCAUUCAGAAAUGGCUGUGGUCCACCCUGUGCCACAGUCUUCAUCCUCGUCAUCACCCGCACCCUCAUCCUCUGCCUGGGCUCUGGAGCAUGCAGGCGCUGCUGCUCCUCCAUCGUCACAAAGAAGGCCGUCUGCAGGCAGCGACCAACACAGCCUGACUCUGAUGGACUCAGAGAUGGACUACUCUGAUGAUAUGCCAUUAUUGAAGGAGGCCUGAAACAUGCUGCAGCUUUUGAACUUACCCGAGACAACUAGCGCUGCUGCUGACCUUUACUGGUGAGGGAUGCCUCUUGAGAGUUUGUCAACACAGCUGUCAACACACACAAGCCCAACUAAAGAGGCACCGAGUGAAGCUGUGGGUCGCUCUGAGUAAAUCCUCUGACCAUCCCAAAGGAGCAUGGAGAGGGGAUUCACAUGUAAAUACAUGCUUACAUUUUUUAUAGGAAUUCCUACACUCUGUAUGUAUGUCUAAUGUCCUAAGAUCCGUUUGAAAAUGCAGAACAAAAAGAGAAAGGAACAGACACUUCUGAAGGAGUGUGUCAUAAAGAUUGCUGAAAAAAUGACUGAUGUCCUUCAGUCGAACCGGCAAAGCUGCAAACUUAUUUUGGGGGCUAAUAAUCAAACCAGUGUCUUGUUUGCUGUUACUUUUUUUACGCACAUGUCACAUCAUGUAAAACACACAUUGGCAAAAAUGCAUGAAGGCCAGGUAAGCUAGAUUGUUCUUACAACACCAUCUUUUAAGAAUUUUGCCAUUAUGAAUUUAAUCAUUAUUUAAGACAUAAUUAAUCAUGACUCCUGUCGUUCCACAUGUAACUGUACAGAAUAAGGCUGCUCGUUCACUCUUCUGAGUGAAGGAAACCGUUUGAAGUGACUUUAUUGUUUCAGGCCUGCAUUCAACACAUUUCAUCCCUUCAAAGAGCUGUAUCUCCAAAUGUAUUUUCUUCAUACUUGUAUUUUUGCCCCCCAAUGGCCUUAGCUUUCCACUUCUAUGCACAGGUAAUCUACACUAUGUAAAAUAAGGAGUUUUAAAAAUGAAUGUCAGUUAAACGCCUCCACUGCUUAGCAAUUAUAUGUGUGGCUUUGUCAGACACAUCACCCAUACACCGGAAAAUAUUAUCCUCUUAAUUUAUUCAGGCUGUUUGGAAAUUCCUGUUUUAUGUCUAAAUGAGAAACUGAAAUGCGUAUUGAAUUAACUUGUUGUCCAGAAAGCUGUUGAUCAGCCACGGCUUCUUUUGAUGCUUCCAUAGCUCUUGGAAACUUUACAAAGUGGGUCUUUUCACUUUUUCGCUUCAGUUUAAAGUCUACUGCAGGCACUUUGUAUGUGACACUGUAAAAGUUGUUGGGAAGAUUCAACAAAAAAAAUGUAAAUGUACAGCUUGGUGUAAUGUCAGUGUUCACUUUGUUUGACUGUCCAUUGAAUUUAUGUUUGGACUGCAGAACGGAUUUCAUUUUUGUUUUGUUUUUUGU
Messenger RNA from Scomber scombrus (Atlantic mackerel), 3083 nucleotides. Its product is annotated as sushi domain-containing protein 4-like. The record is from RefSeq and is a predicted model, not a curated record. Lineage: Eukaryota; Metazoa; Chordata; Actinopteri; Scombriformes; Scombridae. The transcript has 10 exons. The coding region runs from base 1 to 1833 and encodes 610 amino acids.